Molecule: messenger RNA, 3736 nt
Organism: Toxotes jaculatrix (banded archerfish)
Lineage: Eukaryota; Metazoa; Chordata; Actinopteri; Toxotidae
Gene: ttc34
Product: tetratricopeptide repeat domain 34
Exons: 8
Coding region: 179-3496 (1105 amino acids)
Molecular function (GO): protein binding
Source: RefSeq, a predicted model, not a curated record
AUAACAACUGUAAGCGCCAGCGUUAGUGGUUUCCAUUGGCAACCGGACCCAUGUUCACGAGAACAACUGCUCGCUCACAGUGACCAAACAACAGAGGAGGCAGGAGGGAGUUUACCGAAAUGUGACGCGUGUUGCGGUGAAGAGAGAAAAUCAGAUUCAGAGGGCCCGCUGCCUGAUCAUGACUGCUGUGGUUCGACCUGGAGUCAAUGUUUCAGAGCUUUGUGAGGAUGGAGACAAGUUCCUUAAGGCUGGAGAGCUUGGGAGGGCCACGUCUCUCUACAUGUCUGCCUUCAGGACUCACGCGGCCUCCACUGUGUCCCACAUGCGGAAACUAGAGAAGUCCAGUUUGGCUGGGGUCAUCUCAACCCUGGAAGGCUGGCUUGACAGUCAUGGGGAGAGCCAACCUUCUGAGGGUCUUAAUAAAGGUCUGGCAGCUGUGUUCCUGUCCACACUCUGCCCCAACAACUUGUCAGCCACCAUUUUCAAAAUGGAGUCUCUCCUUCAGAGCGGCAGGCAUGGCUGCGAGGAGAUUUUUGCUCGCUGCACUGCUCUGCUUGACAGCAAGAGACACCCUCAUCCAGAAGGUUUGACUCGCAUGGUGUUGGAGAUAACUCGCGCGCUAGCCUGCUUGUUCGCAGAGCCUCAUGGUGUUAAGGGGCUGAAGCUUUAUCUGGAAGCUUACCAGAGUAACAAAUCUGAAAUUGUCACGCUGGUGAAAACCAGGCAGGCGCAGCACCUGUCAAAAAUAGUGAAGGCCUUUACUGUCCAGACACUGCAUGUACACCCUUCCGUGAUGUUUGACGGCCAGUGGGAAGUGACAACAAAGGACAGUGAAAAACUUAGUGUAGAGGCUUCUUCUGUAAUUAUUGAGUUUUUGCUGGCUAUCUCACCUGGUAAUAAAGAAGUGCAGGAACUUCAAGCAGCAUAUUUGUUUUUGACUGGCAGAUUUGGGGACAGUGCAGAAGUGUACUCUGCCCUCUUGCAUCAUGGCCACUGUACUACAGACAAGUCAUUCCAAGACAGUCCUGAGAGGAGAGCUCGUCUCUUAACCAGUCGAGCGGCUGCCUUUUUCUCAGCAGGAGGACGGACUGCGGAGGCGUGUGGGGAUCUGGGGGAAGCAUUUGAGAUCCACCCUGCCACUGCCCGAAUUCAUUUCCAAACGCUCUUCACAGAACAUGGCACAGGGGUGGCUGCUCGCAACCAUCUCCGUCAGCAGGCAGAGAGGGGCCUGUGUGGUUUCAGAGAGAGGGUCCUCAUCCGCCCAGACCUGCGGUCCACUGAAGGAGUUGAGCUCCUGGACCCUGUGAUCACUCAGUUACGGACCCUGUGCCAUUUGGAGCCUGACGGGGGAGGCAGAGAGCUGCGAGUACGACUGGCUGACUGUCUUCUCCUCAGAGGGGAACACAAAGAGGCCCACUCUAUCUGUAGCCAGCUAGUUGCCGCCCAAGGUCAGCAGAGCUAUCAAAACACAGUGCAGGUUCUUCAUGGAUAUGCAAGACUUCUCUCCGAUGACCACAAGGGGGCAUUAGAAGACUUCCAGGGUGUCAUCGAACACAGCGCCCCCCACCCGUCCAGCUGUGUGCGGGCGCUCUGUGGCAGGGGGCUUCUGCGCAUGAUGGGUGGCUUAAACUACCUCACAGCUCUAGACUAUGUGACAGCCAGCAGGCUGCAGCCUCAGGAAGCAGCAUUCACUGUUCGCUGCUUGGUGCCAUGGAACUGCCGGGGGCUGCUGUUUACUGUUUUAGUGGAGCAGGGACGAGUCAUGCUGGAGGGGACUGAAGAGCACAAAUCCAAGUCCCGAACCACUGAAGACUCCGAGCAGUCCCAGCAGGAGGAUCAGCUGCAUGUCCCGUCAAAGAGAGAAAGCCACAGAUCAGGGACUCCUGCUGGUGUCCACUCCCUGGCUGUGCUGCUGAUGGAGCUCCAGCCAGGUGCUGAUGGGCCUCAGAUCCUGGCAGCAGAUGCCUUGUACCAGCUUGGGCGGGUGGAGGAGGCCUACCGGCUUCUGCUCUCUGUCGGACCCACCAGUCCUCGGGCACCCAUUCUUGCUCGUCUCGCCCUGCUGCAGUUGCAUAGAGGCUUUCUUUAUGACACCAAUCAGCUGUUGAAAAAGCUCAUCCAGUGUGGUGAUACGAGCUGCUUGCGCCCCCUGCUGGCAGUGGCGCAACAGAAGGACCGUGCACUGUUGCAAGGACACUGCCACUCUGCUGCAAAACGCAUCCUGGAGGGCACGAGAGAGGAGAGCGCUGUCAGGGAGGCUGUGGCUUAUCUCUCCAUCGCUAUUAUGGCAUCUGGUGGUGAGGCGGCAGACUCCUUGCUGGAGAGAGCGAGGUGUUAUGCUCUGCUGAGCCAACGGAAGACGGCCAUCUUUGAUUUCAGUGCCAUUCUGAAGGAGCACCCAAAACACGUUCAGGCCCUCUGUGGGAGAGGCUUCACCUAUCUCAUGCUGAAUCAACAAAAGGAAUGCACUCAUGAUAUCUUGGCAGCACUUCAGAUAAACACUGACAUGGUCACCAACGACAUCCUAUCACUCAAGGACAAGGCACGGAAGCUUGUCUGUGACUGGCUGCAUCAGUUCUGUCGGACCAAUCUGUCAGACAUCCUGGGCACUAAUGCUGUCCCCUGCCACGAAGAGCAGCUCAGAGAGGCUUUUAUAAUCGGUGGAGCUCUGAUGAGGACUGACUGCAGAGACCCCCGAUGGCAUCUCCUCUAUGUGGACACACUCUUAGCUAAAGGUGAUUUUAAGGCUGCAGGUGCUCAUCUGUGCCAGGUGUUUGGCCAGGAGCCAAGAGAUGCAGUGGCCCAGGCCCGGGUGGGUGUGGUGGAGGCCUGGCAACAGAACUACCGCAGCGCAGCUCGCAGGCUCAGCAAACUGACUGAGAAAGAUCCGUCCAGUCUAGAUUUCUUGCUGGCCCUGAUCCAAUUCAGUCAGCGAAAACACAUUGCACAGGCAGCAGCGCAGGAGGCCGGUGCUGUGUCAUCAGAUGGGCAGUGGGAUCAGGCCCUUGCACUACUGACUGUAGCAGUACAAGCAGUGGGCAACCACAGACUCCAGUAUCUCCGCCAGCGGGCUGCCUGCCUCGCUCAGCUGGGCUUACAUGAGCGGGCCAUAGCUGACCUAGAUGUAGUUAUCCAGAAGCACGGUGGAUCUGACUCCAGCUGCUCCGAAGAUCCCCAAGUCUGGGCAGAGGACUUAUGUCGGCGAGGUCGCAGCCUGGUACUCUGUUCCAGAGAAGGAGCAGCUCUGGAGGACUUCACUCAAGCCCUGGAGCUCCACAGGGACCAAACCAUCCAGUGUGUGGAGGCUGGUCUGGGGAGGCUUCGUCUGGCUGAGUGCUUCCUGCGGGGGGCGCUGCAGCACUACGGGGAGCAGCAGCUCACUAAAGCCUGGACGUUGAUUGAAUGUGGCCUCAUUGUGGACAAUGAGAACUCAGAGCUACGUAGACUGAGGACAAGGGUCAAACGGGAAGUGGCCAGCCCCUGCAAUGUGAACUAGCGUUGAUAGUCAGAGAAUCAAACAGGACACAGGAGCUCCAACUGAGCUUAUAAAAUGUAGCCAUGCCAGUGCCUGGACCUUCAAGUGUUGUUUUGUGGAGAAUCUGUUGAACUGGUGAGAAAUCUUCCACUAUUUUAUAGGAUGUUCGAUGGUUCUCUGAGGACACGGCUUUGAUUCAUAUUAUGUCUUCCAAGUUCUAAUUAAGGAUUAACAACAGUGUUGGUUGAAGAUUUCAGUAUC